Messenger RNA from Manis pentadactyla (Chinese pangolin), 4358 nucleotides. It is a transcript of the gene MUSK, whose product is annotated as muscle associated receptor tyrosine kinase. The transcript is spliced from 16 exons. Bases 360 to 2999 code for a protein of 879 amino acids. The record is from RefSeq and is a predicted model, not a curated record. Lineage: Eukaryota; Metazoa; Chordata; Mammalia; Pholidota; Manidae. Gene Ontology annotation, molecular function: protein binding; ATP binding; transmembrane receptor protein tyrosine kinase activity. Gene Ontology annotation, biological process: multicellular organism development; positive regulation of kinase activity; protein phosphorylation. Gene Ontology annotation, cellular component: signaling receptor complex.
UCAGAUCAGGGACCUGUACCUCAGGGAAUACGGGGAUGGCUGCAGAGGCAUCUGGUAUUGUCCUUCUGCCACUGUCUUAAAAGGGAUUCUGCAGGGAUUUUCUUUCCCUUGUUCCUCCAGCCCUACACUUGCAUUACUGGCCUCGGUGGAUAUGCACCAGCUGGCCGUGUCCAUCAUUACAGCCAAGUCUGAGAAUUCCUGAUUAUACUUAGAGCCUGUGGAGCUGUUGAGACAAACAGUCAUUAGCAGACGACCCUUUUGUAACAAACUACGCCUUAAAAUGUAAACUGGGGGCAGGGGGCAUUUUCCUCGUGUUCUCCAGCAAGAACUUUCUCCUGCUGAGUGAGCCUGGAUUAACCAUGAGAGAACUUGUCAACAUUCCACUGGUACAUAUUCUGACUUUGGUUGCCUUCAGCGGGACUGAGAAACUUCCAAAAGCUCCUGUCAUCACCACUCCUCUGGAAACAGUGGAUGCCUUAGUGGAAGAAGUGGCUACUUUCAUGUGUGCUGUGGAAUCUUAUCCCCAGCCUGAAAUUUCCUGGACCAGAAAUAAAAUUCUCAUUAAGCUCUUUGACACCCGGUACAGCAUUCGGGAGAAUGGGCAGCUCCUCACCAUCCUGAGCGUGGAGGACAGUGAUGAUGGCAUCUACUGCUGCAUAGCCAACAAUGGCGUGGGAGGAGCUGCAGAGAGUUGUGGGGCUCUGCAAGUGAAGAUGAAACCUAAGAUAACUCGUCCUCCCAUAAAUGUAAAAAUAAUAGAAGGAUUAAAGGCAGUUCUACCAUGUACUACCAUGGGCAACCCCAAACCCUCAGUAUCGUGGAUUAAGGGGGACAGUGCUCUCAGGGAAAAUUCCCGCAUUGCAGUUCUUGAAUCUGGGAGUUUAAGGAUUCAUAAUGUGCAAAAGGAAGAUGCUGGACAUUAUCGAUGUGUGGCAAAAAACAGCCUCGGGAUGGCAUAUUCUAAGCUGGUGAAGCUGGAAGUUGAGGAAGAAACUGAACCCGAGCAAGAUACUAAAGUUUUUGCCAGAAUCCUGCGGGCUCCUGCAUCCCACAAUGUCACCUUUGGCUCCUUUGUGACCCUGCGUUGUACAGCAACAGGCAUGCCUGUUCCCACCAUCACCUGGAUUGAAAACGGAAAUGCUGUUUCUUCCGGGACCAUUCAAGAAAGUGUGAAAGACCGAGUGAUUGACUCAAAACUGCAGCUGUUCAUCACCAAGCCAGGACUCUACACGUGCAUAGCUAUGAAUAAGCAUGGCGAGAAAUUCAGUACUGCAAAGGCUGCAGCCACCAUCAGUAUAGCAGAAUGGAGCAAAUCACAGAAAGAGAACAAAGGCUACUGUGCCCAGUACAGAGGGGAAGUGUGUAAUGCUGUCCUGGCAAAAGAUGCUCUUGUUUUCUUCAACAACUCCUACGCAGAUCCUGAGGAGGCCCAAGAACUACUGGUCCACACGGCCUGGAAUGAACUGAAGGCAGUGAGCCCAUUCUGCCGGCCAGCUGCCGAAGCUUUGCUGUGCAACCACAUCUUCCAGGAAUGCAACCCUGGAGUAGUACCUAGUUCUACACCCAUUUGCAGAGAAUACUGCCUUGCAGUCAAGGAGCUCUUCUGUGUGAAAGAAUGGCUGGCGAUGGAAGAAAAGACCCACAGAGAACUCUACAGAUCUGGGAUACAUCUGUUCUCCCUGCUGGAAUGUCACAAGCUCCCCAGCAUGCACUGGGGCCCCAUGGCCUGUACCAGACUGCCAUAUUUAGAUUAUAAAAAAGAAAACCUAACAACAUUCCCACCAAUGACGUCUUCAAAGCCAAGUGCAGACAUUCCAAAUCUGCCUCCCUCCUCCGCCGCCUCCUUCUCUGUCUCACCUACGUACUCAAUGACUGUAAUAAUCUCCAUCAUGUCCAGCUUUGCCAUAUUUGUGCUUCUUACCAUAACUACUCUUUAUUGCUGCCGAAGACGAAAACAAUGGAAAAAUAAGAAAAGAGAAUCAGCAGCAGUAACCCUCACGACUCUUCCUUCCGAGCUCUUGCUAGACAGACUUCAUCCCAACCCCAUGUACCAGAGGAUGCCACUCCUUCUGAAUCCCAAAUUGCUCAGCUUGGAGUACCCAAGGAAUAACAUUGAGUACGUGAGAGAUAUUGGAGAGGGAGCAUUUGGAAGGGUCUUCCAAGCAAGGGCUCCGGGUUUACUCCCCUGUGAACCUUUCACUAUGGUAGCCGUGAAGAUGCUCAAAGAGGAAGCCUCAGCAGACAUGCAGGCAGACUUCCAGAGGGAGGCAGCCCUCAUGGCAGAAUUCGAUAACCCUAACAUCGUGAAACUCUUAGGCGUGUGCGCUGUGGGGAAGCCCAUGUGCCUGCUCUUCGAGUACAUGGCCUACGGUGACCUCAACGCGUUCCUCCGCGGCGCGUCCCCGCACAGCGCGCGCAGCCUCAGCGACGGCGACCUGUUGGCGGGGGCUCAGGCGGCCGGCCCCGCGCCCCCACCCCUCUCCUGCGCCGAGCAGCUCUGCAUGGCCAGGCAGGUGGCCGCAGGCAUGGCCUACCUCUCAGAGCGCAAGUUUGUCCACCGGGAUUUAGCCACUAGGAACUGCCUGGUGGGUGAGAACAUGGUGGUGAAAAUUGCCGACUUCGGCCUGUCCAGGAACAUCUACUCCGCUGACUACUACAAAGCUAACGAGAACGACGCGAUCCCCAUCCGCUGGAUGCCCCCCGAGGCCAUUUUCUACAACCGCUACACCACGGAGUCUGACGUGUGGGCCUACGGCGUGGUCCUCUGGGAGAUCUUCUCCUACGGCCUGCAGCCAUACUAUGGGAUGGCCCACGAGGAGGUCAUAUACUAUGUGCGCGAUGGCAACAUCCUCUCCUGCCCCGAGAAUUGCCCCCUGGAGCUGUACAAUCUCAUGCGCCUGUGCUGGAGCAAGCUGCCUGCGGACAGACCCAGUUUCGCCAGCAUUCACCGAAUUCUGGAGCGCAUGUGUGAGCGGGCCGAGGGGACCGCGAGCGGCUGAGGUCUGGGGUGUGCGAAGAAGAGCCUGCAGUCUCCUCUCAGACUCCGGGAGCUGGAGGAGUCCAACGCCCGAGGUCCGACAGACCCGGGGAGGACAGAAUAGUAGUGCACCCAUGAGUGGCACGUUGUUUUUCUCUGAAAAAAGAGAGACGGUGCAGAGCCCAGACCGACCUGUUCCAAGUCGAUGAUUGGAAAGGAAGGCUGGGCACUGUGCCAGAUAACAAGAGACGACUCCUCCUCCUCACGGGGAAAGUUUGUACCACACAGUCUACGGGAAAUAAUGCCAUCCUGUUCGGUUCCUGAAUUAGCUGGCAGCACAGUGAGGCUCUGCUCUAUUACAUUUUAAUGUGAAAUGUGAUACAGAACUUCAUUUUUAAUGCAGUUCAUUCCCAUCCAUUAUGAAAGUAGUGUAUCUUCCUGUAAUAAAUUAAGGUAAAGCCCCCAAAUUGUUCAUUGUCUCCCAGCUCAAAGACGGGUGUUAGUUUUUAAUUGAAUUUCUUUCUCGCAUUUAUGUUUGUGUUCUACAGAGUUGUGGUUCUACUUUAUUGACAGGGAGUUUCUAAGGAAUAAAAUGACCCAUCAACAAGGCUAUAUUCCGAUUGUGAUUUUUAAACUCCCAUUUCUGUCUUUGGCUUAUACGCCUUUAGAAGUUUACCCUGUGUGUGCACUUGCAUAAACUUAAUCUGCUUAUUCUUAAAAAGAUUUUUUCUGAAAAAAGUUUUCAUGUCUUACAAGUUUACCUUUACCUUUGAAAUUUGUACCGGUAUCUCUUCCAUUGCUUUUAUUUUGUUUCUUCCUCUUUAUAGAACUUUCUCUCCUUUUUUGGUUAUUUAGUUUUUUUUUCUUUUUAUCUCAUAUAUACAGUAAACACUGUGGCAGAAAUAAAAACUUUUCAAAUAGCGUUAUAGAUUGAUAACAAAGAACUACCGUUUUCUUCUAUAGUUGCUUUGGAAGCCACACAUUUCACAUUUGCCAUCCACUAAUGUUUUCGCCACAGUCUACUAAUCUCUUAGACCAGAGUUUAUAAUAUGUGAUUUCACAAGAUGUUCUUGUGGCCCCGAGUUAUUUCAAACUUGAUGUUUCUGUGCAUUCUGACAUUUUUUUUCCUUCUAGAAAUAAAUUUGAUAUGCAGCAGAAUUAGCAUAGUGUUGCAAACCAACUUUCUGCAUGACUGUUAACCUCUCUUAUUACAUUUUACAAUUUUUUUAAAAACCCUCUGGAACUCAGAUACCUAGUGCACAAGAUUUCUCUGUGGUGCCCACAUGAUAUAUCUUUAUCUAAGGCCAAUGUGAAUAAUGAGAGUUUAUUUCUGACCCAGUAUGAACCCAAACUCUCCUGAAAAGCAAAUAAACAGGGAAGA